AUGUCGUCACCUGGUAACGAUCUUGGCAUUCAGAAGAAAGAUCUGUCGCUCAUUGAAGAGCAAGCAAGAGCAGAUGCUACCGCUGCUGGUAUGGACGAAGAUGCUACUCAGUAUCACAUACGGCUGGCCGUUGAUCAUGCCAGAGACUACAACGACCUCUUUGAUGCCUUGUCAACUUGGGCUGAGGCUGGUUCUGUACGCCCUCAGGCUCCAGUUAUCGACCGUGGCCACAAGGAGGAGCUUCGUGUUAACCUGCAAAUGCCAGAACGAUACAAUGGUACACCGACUUUGCUACAUGGCUGA
Molecule: messenger RNA, 303 nt
Organism: Perkinsus marinus ATCC 50983
Lineage: Eukaryota; Perkinsozoa; Perkinsida; Perkinsidae
Exons: 1
Coding region: 1-303 (100 amino acids)
Source: RefSeq, a predicted model, not a curated record